This is a messenger RNA of Hibiscus syriacus, 782 nucleotides long. RefSeq lists its product as uncharacterized. NCBI's taxonomy places the organism in Eukaryota, Viridiplantae, Streptophyta, Magnoliopsida, Malvales, Malvaceae. The coding region runs from base 151 to 618 and encodes 155 amino acids. The record is from RefSeq and is a predicted model, not a curated record. The transcript has 3 exons.
UCUCUUUCCUUUUAUGCUUGGCUCCAGAGAGCCCUUAAAAUCACAAUUUGUGCUUGCACCAUAUAGACUCUGGUUUUUGGUUGACAUUUUCCUUUUGUCUUGAACAUAUCUAAGAUCGGAGGACCCUUUUGUCAGAAAUACAGUUUCAACAUGGUUGGUAUUUUCCCUAGAUUCUCUGUUGGGAAGGCUGGCCAUCGACGAUCCCAGAGUGCUCUUGUGGAAAGGGAAGUCGAGCCUCCAAACCCCGAUGUUGCUGCUGCAGCUGCGGGUACGGCUACUGCUACUGCUCAUGGAAUCGAAAUAGCAUUUGAGUUUAAACCAGUAGAACAUCCGAUCGAACCUUUGGACAACGACCAACCAAUCCAAUGCCCGCUGCCGGAGCCUUCAAUUCUAAAUGAUGGAAGAAUAUGGAAGGAGCGAGUAUCUGCUACGGCUAGUGCAAGGAGGAGAGCUGAUUUGCCGGUAAUGAAGGAUGGAGGCAGCCUUCAAUCUGAGACUGAAGCUACUGGCGGAACAAAACCUCGGCCGUCCUCAAAUCGCAUGAUUUUACCAUCUCUAAGUGCUCCAGAACAUAAUUUAUUAAAUCUCCUCGAAGAAUGUGCUGCGUCUGGGAUCUGAACCCUGCUACCAAUUGGAAUAUGCUUCUGCACCUUCAUUCCAAUAAUUUGCUUAUCAGCUAUAAACUCCAAGCUGGUUUUUGUUUACUGCCACCUAUUUGGUUGAAUGUAUUAUAUACUAUAUGAAAACAUGGAAACGGAAAUGGAAAUAUUGCCCUCACCUCA